This is a messenger RNA of Acanthochromis polyacanthus (spiny chromis), 2080 nucleotides long. RefSeq names its product FEZ family zinc finger 2 (gene fezf2). NCBI's taxonomy places the organism in Eukaryota, Metazoa, Chordata, Actinopteri, Pomacentridae. The record is from RefSeq and is a predicted model, not a curated record. Gene Ontology annotation, cellular component: nucleus. The coding region runs from base 241 to 1524 and encodes 427 amino acids. The transcript is spliced from 5 exons.
AGUUAAGAGUUUGGGUGCCCGCUGAUGUGAGGAGACAGUGAUCUGCGCUGAGGAGGGGCGGCCGCUGCCAACAUGUGACAGAGAGCAGUCGGCUGGUUUCUCGACUCCCAUCUGACCACUGAAGAGGAGAGUGAAAAGACGCGCUGCUGCUGCUGCUGCUGAGGAGCGGGUCGGACUACCGGGAGUUGCUCACACCAAGUUCUGCACUGCUGCAAACAAAACAGAAACAAAAAGAACAAAAUGGCAAGUUCUGCCUCUUUGGAGACGGUGAUGUCCUGUGGCAGGACGGGACCAUCCGUGGCUACCAAAACCCUGGCCUUCUCCAUAGACCGGAUCAUGUCCAAGAGCUCGGAGCCGAAGAGGAGCGCGGAGGAGCGGUCAGAGGGGAAGAAGGUGCUGGGACUCUGCUCCCCGAUCCCCUGCAUGAUCCCACUGCAGCCCUUCAGCUACGACCUCCAAGCCAAGGCGCUGAUGAACUACUCUGAGCUGUGGAGAGCCAGUUUCAGGGGAACUUUUUGCGGUUCCGCAGGCGUUCCGUGCAAAGGGAACUGCGGCAUGUGCGGUAAAGCGGAGCCGGGCUUGAAGCAGCCGCUGCUGACUUCGGGGAGCAGGGUGGUGAAACCGCAGGUGAUCCACCAGGCCGUGGCCGUGCCCAGCGGCGGCUCGCUCUACUAUCUCAACUACCUGGACUCUGCGUACCAGCAGUCGGAGCUGCUGGCCGGUCACUGGUUCUCCAGUCCGCAGGCCCAGGCCUCUCUGUCGGCGCACCACAGACUCUUGCUGCUGGAGAACGCCAAGCUGGCCGGAGUGGGGUCCGACAAGAUGCCCACACCUCAGUACCCGCACAAGGAACAUCUGCCAGGACAGCUGGACCAGAUAGUGAAGGAGAGUCACGGCCUGAGCGCCGAGAAGAACGGCGUAAAGACGCACAGCAAAUUGAGCAGCGGCAGCGGCGGCGGUGCGGACGGAAAACCCAAAAACUUUACCUGUGAAGUGUGUGGAAAGGUUUUCAACGCGCAUUACAACCUGACCAGACACAUGCCGGUGCACACCGGAGCGCGGCCCUUCGUGUGCAAAGUGUGCGGGAAAGGCUUCCGUCAGGCCAGCACGCUGUGCAGACACAAGAUCAUCCACACACAGGAAAAGCCUCAUAAAUGCAACCAGUGUGGGAAGGCGUUCAACAGGAGCUCCACGCUCAACACCCACGUACGGAUCCACGCCGGGUACAAACCUUUUGUCUGUGAAUUCUGCGGGAAGGGCUUCCACCAGAAAGGAAAUUACAAGAACCACAAGCUGACACACAGUGGAGAGAAGCAGUAUAAAUGCUCCAUCUGCAACAAGGCCUUCCACCAGAUCUACAACUUGACGUUCCACAUGCACACACACAACGACAAGAAGCCCUUCACCUGCGCCACCUGUGGCAAAGGCUUCUGCCGUAACUUUGACCUGAAGAAACACAUCAGGAAGCUGCACGACAACAGCUUCUCUGCUGCAUCUGAGGCCUCCAGAGAGCUGCAGAGCUGAAGCACUGCUACACCUUCAGUACUCCAUGUCACACUGCAAGGCCCCUGAGAGACUGUCUGACUACAGGACCUGUAGCCAAGCUUAACCCCUUUUCAAAGUCCAGAGAGAAGGUGAGGGAAUUCAAUAAAACCUGGGCAUGAUUCCUGAAAAAGAACUGUUUGAUCCGGUUUCAGGAUCUUGCCCAAGUGUCUUAGCAGUGAGUCUGCAAGGAGUGAAGAAAAGAGCAGAAUAACGGCGUCCAUUUAACACGAGGCCCCAACCUGAAGGGAGACGAUAGGACAGCUUUCUGUUCAUGUGUCAUUUCUUCCUGCUUUCUUAUGCUAAAGCAACAAAUCACCUGUCUCCAUGAUGGAAAUGUAAAUAAUAGGUUAUGGAAAGAAAUUUUUAAAAAGUUAUUUAAAAUGUGAACUGCCUGGGAGCACAUUGUGUAUUUUACAGAAAAAAUGUUAAUGUGAAUAAAUAAGUUAUAACUUAUAAUGAAAACUGAAUGUUUGAGCCAUGUUUUUGCAAUUGUUUUGGAAGGGAUUUGAAAAUAAAACUGAAGAAUAUGAUGACA